Molecule: messenger RNA, 7721 nt
Organism: Amphiprion ocellaris (clown anemonefish)
Lineage: Eukaryota; Metazoa; Chordata; Actinopteri; Pomacentridae
Gene: ankrd28a
Product: serine/threonine-protein phosphatase 6 regulatory ankyrin repeat subunit A
Exons: 29
Coding region: 3404-6709 (1101 amino acids)
Cellular component (GO): cytoplasm
Molecular function (GO): protein binding
Source: RefSeq, a predicted model, not a curated record
UUCAUAAAAUUCCAGGAAGAUUCCCAUAAAAUUAUCAAGAAAUCCCCUUAAAAUUGCAGGAAAAAUCCCAUAACAUUUCUCUAGAAUUCCUGGAAAAUUCCAAUAAAAUUCUCAUAACAUUCCCUCACAAUUCCCAUAAAAUUUCUGGGAAAUUUCCACAACAUAACCAAGUUAUGCAAAAACAGCUGUUCAGCAGCAUGCUUGGUGAAUUAAUAGCUGUGGCGAUGCUGAACCAAAAUAAGGAGGUUGGAGAGGGGCGACCAACCAGUAGGACCAGUGCUAUUAGUGGAAAAGUUUGUCUGGAGCCCUCAUAUAGACAGCAUGAUUGUUUUUCCUCGUUUGUGUUUACUGCCAGGCUUAUUCACAGAAUGACUUAUUGAAACUGUGCUGAGUCAACACUUGGUCAUUAGGCAUGACUGCAAUCAUUUAAAAACGUAAAAUAUAAGUCGCAACAAACUUCAUACAAUAGCAAGAUAAAUAGCAAUAAAUUCAUUUUGAUGUAACUAAAAGUAACACCUCAUGCUAAAUCAGUGCUGAUGACUAUGUGUAUUUUGGGGCAUUAAAACUAAGUUAUAUAAGUCCAGAUUCAUUUAUUGGCAUAUCCUCAGAUUGGCUUUCAGUUAAAGCGUGUAACGGAUAGCAUGUGAUGGUGGUCGGCGUAUGCAUACCACACAUGUAGAGUCACAGCGAUAAAGCUUUAAUUCACAUCACCCUGUCUUGAGCUUUAAAAGCUCUGAAAUCUCUAGAUGUCAGCAUCUUCAUUGCUGCUGUCUGUGUGAGUAUGUGUGCCAGCAUGAAUGCACACCCACCGACAUGUGCUGCCCUUUGUGUUUCUGCAUUGGGAUUACAUUACACAGUGCAUCCUGUGGCUGGGUCAGAGCAGAGGUCAGUACAAGCCUGCAUACUCUCACUCACACAUGCGCACUGUCAUGUUAUGUUAUUCACGAAGCAGUCAGUGGGCUGUAUUGAAAUUGUAUUUGUGAUAAUAUUGUGACUGUGUCCUCUUGUUGUUGCGGUAGAUGGGGUUCACCUUCUGGAUGUUUUUCCUAUUGUCCAAACUCAGCAUUAAUGGAGCAGGCAUUUAGGCUCUGCUUACCUCAUGGAAACAGAAGCCCAGUACAUCACAAUUUUUAUUUUUUCAGUUUUUGUUGUCCCGAUGUUGUUCUUGUUGUGCUUAUCCUUGUGUGCUGUUGAUCACUCAUACACCGUAUGUGAAAGUUGACAAUCUAUUCCACAUGCUUUCUUAUUUUGGCUUUGUUUGUGAGUCCUGAUUACAUCUUCAAACACACAUGAAUACACAAACAGUUUACAGGAAGACUCAUUUCUGUUUGGCAGAUUACAACAAAAUCUGCUCUGUAAAUAUCUUUGGGCUGCACUGCCGAGAGUAUCCCCAGUGCUAGCAAGUGGGAUAGACAAAACAUUGGUUGUUUGUGUAUACAUUUUGCUUCCCAAACAUCGUUCUUUGUUUGUGUCUUUGAUGCAAAUCUGUUACGUCAGCUCGGUUUGCUGUAGGAGCAGAAAGAUUGUAGGCUGUGUUUCAUAUUAAGUUUUUAAAUGGUAAGGCCAUUAGAGUUAAAAUUUCGGCCUGCGGGAAGGCUCCAUCCAAAUGAAUCUCUCUCUCUCAUUCGCCCUCCCUUGCGCUGUCCCUCCCUCUGAGUUAAUGGGGUUGUGCGGCUUGGCAAGAUUGCUCUCUUUAGGGUCUGUGUUGAAUAUGAAGGAGACUGAGACACACACACACACACAGACAUGCCCGUACAGACUGGUCUUGUUAGCUACCCUCACAUUCUCUGGCAAAGCCAGUUUGUUCCAGUUUUAUAAUGAGGAGAUGGGGACUUUUGAAGCUAUGCCACCAAAGAGGAUACUGGAACACACACACAUGGAUACGGACCAAUCUGGAAUCCAUUUUCUUUUAUUCUUCCACAUUUAGAGGGAAAGGACAUUUCUAUUUCAGCACCAACUUUAUGAACCUGCAGACCACUUAAGUCUUAUUUAGCAAAUUCUAAAAACAGCACCACAUUGUCGUGCACAUGGUUUUGUUUUUAAAGUGCUCUGUUGGUUAGAGCUUUUUAAACAACUCACACUUAGCCAAUAAUCAAAAUAUAAGAAGCCUUUCUGUGCUUUAUAUAAUUUCUCUAAUGAACAAUAACACAAGGUCUUUGUUGGAUGAGCAAUAAAUCCAUAAAACAAAAGUCUGCUCAGUCAUGUGAUACAGUUGUAAACAUUUAGAUAUCCAGAUUGUGUUAUUGCGCUCAACAAACAAGCUUGUAUUGGUUGCUGGAGCUUGCGGGGUUUUCAAAAAAGGGUAGAUGAUGUUAAACCAUUGUUCUCUCCUGUAAAAUCAUUACACUUUCACUUUUAUUUUUACAGUUAAAACUGGAAGCACCACCACAUACCCAUGAACUGAACCAUGAAUCAGCGCUGUCCAGCAAGUGACCUGAUCAUAAUUACACAUCACAAUAUGGCCCUUACUCCCCCAGUAAACUCGCUUAUCUUCUGUUUUCUAUUUGAUUCUCUUUUAUUUUUAUUUCUUUCCUUUCUCUGUCAGUGUCUUUUUCUGCCUACGAUUUUGCACCCAUUUCUGUCCUCUGUCCUGUAUUUGUUCUUUGCACAAUUCAUCUCCAGGUUUCUUUGUGUUCUUUAGAACUCUAAGUACCUGCCUACAAUUAUUCUCUCUCUCUCUCUGGCUCUCUCUCGCCUCUGUCCUUAUUCCCCCUUUUCUUUCAUUUUCUCUCACUCUCUCUUUCUCUUCCUCUCCCCUCCCACUGCCCCUCCUCUCCCUCUCUCUGUCUCUUCUUUUGAAAGAGCUGGCUUCAGCAGUCUGCCUGAAAUGAGCAAUGCAUACCCACACAUACAUUGGGUGCUGCCGCCCCCGUCCACGCUAAUCACAGGGUCUCUCUGUGUGUGUGUGUGUGUGUGUGUGUAUGUGUGUGUGUGUGUGUGUGUGUGUGUGUGUGUUUGCAUCAGAUGUGUGUAUGCGUAUGUGUGUUACUGGCUGCAGCACAGCAGUGAGGAUAUGUAGCUUCCUGUGUGCUGCUAGGCAGCCCAGGCUCAUUCUGCCGCAUGCCUCUUUUACCGCCACCAUUACGCAGAGGAAUUCCCUGCCGUCUCUGCUACUGCUGCUCACAGAGAGCGUGAGAGUGGCUGAGAGAGAGGAGAGAGGAGAAGAGACAUGCAGCAAAGCGGCACUGACAGAUAGAGGACAGAGCUGGAUUUCACAUUGGAUUUUACAUGAAGAUGUGCACUGUUUGUUUACGAGGAAAACACUAUGUCUAUGGGAUUUAUUGCUGACCUUUGCGCUCCUGAUUUGCGCACGUAUGAACGAAGGAACACUGUGUAUUUAUGUGUGUGAGUGAGGGAGACAGAGUGUGUGAGCGAUUGUGUGGUGUGUGAAUGUUUGUUCCUGAUGCGGUCAGAGCGGGCUAGCCGUGUGUGUAUCGUGGUGCUGGAGGAGGUAGAGGAGGAUGAGCCCUCUUCUUCAUCCCCACCUCCUCGGCCCAAAUCAUCCCCGGACCGCAGAUCCCAUCAUGCCUCUCGAACGGCUGCCGCUCAGGAUGACAAGCCGUCUCUGUUAAGAGCCAUCUUCAAUGUGGACCCAGAUGAAGUUCGCUCCCUCAUAUUCAAGAAAGAGGAUGUCAACAUUCAGGAUAAUGAGAAGCGGACCCCGUUGCAUGCUGCAGCCUACUUGGGAGAUGCUGAGAUCAUUGAACUGCUCAUUCUCUCAGGAGCCCGAGUUAAUGCCAAAGAUAACAAGUGGCUGACUCCUCUUCACCGAGCUGUCGCUUCAUGUAGUGAGGAUGCAGUGGCGGUGUUACUAAAGCACAGUGCAGAUGUUAACGCUCGGGACAAGAACUGGCAGACGCCGCUCCAUGUAGCAGCUAGCAACAAAGCAGUACGCUGUGCUGAGGCUUUGGUCCCACUGCUUAGUAAUGUCAAUGUAUCUGACCGGGCCGGACGCACUGCCCUGCACCACGCUGCCUUCAGUGGACAUGUAGAGAUGGUGAAGUUGCUGCUGUCCAGAGGAGCCAACAUUAAUGCAUUUGACAAGAAGGACAGGAGAGCCAUCCACUGGGCAGCCUACAUGGGUCACCUGGAGGUAGUGAAGUUAUUGGUGGCCAGUGGAGCUGAAGUGGACUGUAAGGACAAGAAGGCCUAUACACCGCUCCAUGCGGCCGCCUCCAGUGGCAUGAGCAGCACAGUGCACUACCUGCUGAGCCUGGGUGUUCAUGUGAACGAGGUGAACAGCUAUGGCAACACACCGCUCCAUUUGGCCUGUUACAACGGACAGGAUGUGGUGGUCGGUGAGCUCAUUGAGGCAGGAGCCAACGUCAACCAGGUGAACGAGAGGGGUUUUUCUGCUCUCCACUUUGCUUCCUCUUCACGACAAGGAGCGCUGUGCCAGGAACUGCUGUUGGCCCACGGAGCUCACAUCAACCUGCAGAGUAAGGAUGGUAAGACUCCCCUCCACAUGGCAGCUACACAUGGACGGUUCUCCUGCUCACAGGCCCUCAUUCAAAAUGGAGCUGAGAUUGACAGUGAGGACAAGAGCAGAAACACUGCCCUUCACAUAGCAGCCCGCUAUGGCCAUGAGCUCAUCAUCACAGCACUCAUCAAACAGGGAGCCAAUACCGCCAAGAGAGGCAUUCAUGGGAUGUUCCCUCUACACCUGGCAGCUCUCAGCGGCUUCUCAGAUUGCUGCAGGAAGCUGCUGUCCUCAGGGUUUGUCAUAGACACCCCUGACAACUUUGGAAGGACCUGUCUACAUGCUGCUGCAGCUGGAGGGAACCUGGAGUGUCUUAAUUUGCUGUUAAACAUAGGAGCAGACUUCAACAGGAAAGAUAACUUUGGAAGGGCUCCACUACACUAUGCAUCGGCCAACUGUAACUACCAGUGUGUGUUUGCCUUGGUGGGUUCUGGAGCCAGUGUUAAUGAGCUGGACCAGAGAGGCUGUAGCCCUUUACACUACGCUGCUGCUGCCGACACUGAUGGAAAAUGUGUGGAAUAUCUGUUGAGGAAUGAUGCUGAUCCAGGAGUGAGAGACAAACAGGGUUACAAUGCAGUGCACUAUGCUUCAGCCUAUGGACGUACACUCUGCCUGGAACUGGUGGCAAGCGAGACACCUCUUGAUGUGUUAAUGGAGACAUCGGGAACAGACAUUCUGAGUGACUCAGAGAGCCAGGCUCCAGUCAGUCCACUCCAUCUGGCGGCUUACCAUGGACACUGUGGAGCAUUAGAGGUCCUCUUGUCGUCCUUGCUGGAUGUGGACGUCCGCAGCCCAGAGGGACGAACCCCCCUCAGUCUGGCCUGUUCCAAGGGUCAUCAAGAGUGCGUCUCCCUGCUGCUACACCACGGCGCCUCACCCAUGACCCAUGACUACAUACACAAAAAGACAGCCAUACAUGCUGCAGCUAUGAAUGGCCACCCAGAGUGCCUGCGCCUGCUCAUCAGCAACAACGACCAACACAUUAAUGUGGACGCACAAGACACCAACGGACAGACUGCUCUGAUGCUGGCAGUGCUGAGUGGACACACAGAGUGUGUGUACUCUCUGCUCAGUCAAGGAGCCAGUGUGGAGCAUCAGGACCGCUGGGGCAGGACAGCACUACACCGAGGGGCAGUGACAGGCCAGGAGGAGUGCGUGGAGGCCCUCCUCCAGCGGGGGGCCAGCGUGUGUGUGAAGGACAUCCGGGGUCGCUCCCCCCUUCACCUGGCAUCUGCUUGCGGCCGUGUGGGUGUCCUGGGCGCCCUGCUGCAGACCACCAGCACCUCACACACUCAAACACACCUCACUGACAGCCAGGGCUACACACCACUGCACUGGGCCUGCUACAACGGUUAUGAUGCUUGUGUGGAGGUGUUGUUAGAUCAGGAGGUAUUCAGGAAGAUUAAAGGAAACUCGUUCAGCCCGCUACACUGUGCUGUUAUGAACGACAAUGAGGGAGUGGCCGAGAUGUUGAUUGACUCCCUGGGUGCAAAUAUUGUCAACACCACUGACUCUAAGGGCAGGACCCCACUUCAUGCUGCAGCUUUUUCUGACCAUGUGGAGUGUGUUGCACUUCUUCUGAGCCACGGAGCUCAGGCAAAUGUUGUUGACACACAAAUGCACAGGACGCCACUGAUGAUGGCAGCUCUGAAUGGACAGACCAAUGCAGUGGAGAUGUUGGUGAGCAGCGCUAAAGCAGACCUGGCACUACAGGACUCAAACAGGAACACAGCAUUACAUCUGGCUUGCAGCAAGGCUCAUGAGACGAGUGCCUUGCUAAUUCUGGAGAAACUGAGUGAUAGGAACCUCAUCAACUGCACCAAUGCUGCCCUCCAAACGCCUCUGCACGUAGCAGCCAGGAAGGGAUUAACUGUGGUGGUCCAGGAGCUGUUGGGGAAAGGAGCCAGUGUGUUAGCAGUGGACGAGAACGGUUACACUCCAGCUCUGGCCUGUGCUCCAAAUCGCGAUGUAGCCGACUGUUUGGCGCUCAUCCUCAACUCCAUGAUGCCCACCUCCCCCAUGGUCACCAUAGCAGCUUUGCCCGCACUCUCUCUUACUCAGACAGUCAUCAACCACCACCCCACAUCCAACCACAUCUCAAAAGGCGUGGCCUUUGACACUCCACCACCUCUAAGGCCUGACCACGCCUCCUACUGCAGACCCGAGCGCCAGCUGUCAUCUGUUUCUGCGGACGAUGAACUGAAUGACUCAGAUUCAGAGACAUACUGAGGACUAACUGGACAGAGCCCUACAAUACUGGCAGGCUAGCCAGCCACUCAGGAGCCUUAAUAGAUCACUGAGAAGAGACUAAAAGAGAGACAAGAGGGAGAAAAUAGAGCAAAUUAUUUUUAGGUAAGCCUCUUCAAAUCUAAAAAUAAUCCUUGUGUAAAGCAGACGCUUGUUUCCUUAAGGUGCAUACCCACAGGGAAGAAAAUAUUGUAGAAUAAGGUGAAUACACACUUUUCAGGCAGCAUCACUGUAUGGUCAGUAACAUGGCUAAUGUCUUUUUAAACUUAAAGCAAUGUUGGGUUUCCUUUUUAAAUUAUGCUCCUAUGGUGUCCUGAUACUUUCUGGAAUCAUUUGAAGCCUUUUCAAAGAUUUUCCUUCCAAUUUAUUAGAUAAGCAUCUACAGCAGAAAACUCAGAGGACUGCUGUUUAGGCACAAUAUUCUGAAGAAAAAAAAAAAAGAGGGACAAUCUUCCGGGACCACGUGAUUAAGUGUUUUCCCUGCUGUACUUUUAGGUUGUUUUUUAAAAUUCAGAGUUCUUUUAGCUGUGAUGGCAGACACCGACGACUGUCACUCGAGGAUACUGGGAAUGCUGUGUCGAGGAUUAGGAACCACUUUUCGAUUCCUAGGAGAGGAGGUCACCUGUGAAUCCUGUGUAUUUAUUGAUUGAAUCCUUGAGGGGGUGAUCCUGACAGCAGGUGGAUGUAUGACCCAUUUACUGUACAACUGGUUCAGGAGUCAGUUGGCUGACAGCCUGAAUGAGCGGCCCAAGGAACUGUUCACUUGUGAUGCUGUAACUACUUAAUGUCUGUGUUCUGUACUGGAGGCGGGAAAGUGGCGAAUACUGUGUGAAUAUGUGUGUGACUGUGUGUGUGUGUGGGAGUGAGAGCGAGAGAAAUGAUUAAAUAUUGCCUUUUUAGGAAUAUGCAACUUUCAGGCGGAGGAUGAAUGCUACCUGGUGCAAUGUUUGUAAAGAAUAAGUAAUAGUAGAUAAAUAAAGCUAUUUGUUUUUGA